This is a messenger RNA of Naumovozyma dairenensis CBS 421, 987 nucleotides long. RefSeq names its product Ale2p (gene ALE2). Bases 1 to 987 code for a protein of 328 amino acids. The transcript has a single exon. Gene Ontology annotation, biological process: lipid homeostasis. NCBI's taxonomy places the organism in Eukaryota, Fungi, Ascomycota, Saccharomycetes, Saccharomycetales, Saccharomycetaceae. Gene Ontology annotation, cellular component: endoplasmic reticulum; membrane. The record is from RefSeq and is a predicted model, not a curated record.
AUGCCAAGCAAAAUGGCCCAUUGUCUUGAUUACGUCAUCAAUGCCUUGUUGGAACUACCACAACCUUCAUUCUUCAGGACUCAUAUUAAUCCAUAUCUGGCUAGAACAAAUCUUUUGACAACUGAUAUCUUGGAUAACUUACAUUCCAUUGUAUUUAUUUCUAUUUUCUAUCAUAUUGUCUAUUUAAUUGGGAAAUAUAUCAUUUUUCCACCAUUUGUCUCUCUAAAGUUGAAAUGGGAUCAACAAGACCAAGAAAAACAAGAAGCUAUCGCAGGAAAGAAGAACGAUAAUAAGACACCUCAUCAUCAUCACCAUCAUAAGAAAAGAUACAAUGCUUUAGUUAUUCAAAGUUCCAUCCAUUUAAUCUCACUUUUGCAAAGUAUUGUGGUUCUUUACUUAUCAUUCGAUUUCCUAUUGUGCCCUGAAAGAUCAAGCGAACCAUACCAAACCUCAGAAUCCCGUAUCUUUGGAUCUAAUCGUGAAACCCAAGUUAUCUGUAUCUAUGCCAUUGGUUAUUUUCUUUGGGAUACUAUCAUUUCAUUAUUUUAUUCAUCGACAGCAUUUGUCUUGCAUGGAAUCAUUUCCACUGUUGUUUUCACCAUUGGUUUGAAACCAUACAUUCAAUAUUAUGCUCCAGUAUUUUUGAUGUUCGAAUUGUCUAACCCAUUCUUAAAUUUCAGAUGGUUUGGUAUCAAAUUAUUCCCAUCUAAUAGUAAAAUUGGUGAUACUUUCUUAUUGAUCAAUAACUUGAUUUUGAUGAUUAUGUUCUUUUUCGCAAGAAUUGCAUGGGGUUGGUUCCAGAUUGGAAAAUUAAUUUAUGACUAUUAUCAAGUACGUAACGACCCAAGUUUCUUAUUCUGGGAUAGUGCCAUUAUUGUUAGUGGUAACUUUGUCUUAGACAUUUUGAACGUUAUCUGGUUUUCUACAAUGGUUUCUGUUGCGUUCAAAGUUUUGAAACAAGGAAGCAAGGCUGCCAAGUCUAAUUAG